Thalassophryne amazonica is the source of this 5846-nucleotide messenger RNA. Its product is annotated as paxillin-like. The transcript has 13 exons. The record is from RefSeq and is a predicted model, not a curated record. Gene Ontology annotation, biological process: substrate adhesion-dependent cell spreading; endothelial cell migration; transforming growth factor beta receptor signaling pathway. Lineage: Eukaryota; Metazoa; Chordata; Actinopteri; Batrachoidiformes; Batrachoididae. Bases 231 to 3572 code for a protein of 1113 amino acids.
GUGGGCAGGCAGGGGGCAGGUCAGGAUGUGUGCUCUCCACCGGAGGACGGCUCCUCGUCUCACUGCGUCUGGAUUUCAGGCUCGACGAGCAGCAAGGAACUUAAAAAAAAAAAACUUCGCCGGUAACGUUUGUGACCAGAGAUUUUGCGAGCGGAUCGGUAUCAGUCCCGCUGUGACGGACAGAGGAGGACCGGGUCCGGUUCUCGGCACUGAAACGGUUUACGGCCAACAUGGAUGAUUUAGAUGCGCUGUUGGCGGACCUUGAGUCCACAACGUCCCACAUUUCCAAGCUUCCACUGUUCCUGUCUGAAGACACAGCUUACUCCCUCCCUGUAGACAGUCAGAUCCAGCCAGACAUCUGCUCUCCACCUCCUGUCCUCCCCACUGCCACUGAGCAAACCCAGAAUGGUCUAGAAGAAACAGAAUCCACAGACUGUGCUCAGAGAAGCCCUUGGUCUGCAGAUAGCAGCAGUGCACAACAGCCUCAAGGGGAAGAGGACCACGUUUACAGUUUCCCCAAUAAGCAGAAGGGCAGCGAGUCAGCUGAUGGUGCGAUGAAUUCAUCCUUGGGCAGCAACCUGUCAGAGCUGGACCGUCUUCUGUUGGAGCUCAAUGCUGUUCAGCAAAGCACUCCUACUUUCUUCACAGAGGAAGAGGCGCCUCCACCCCUGCCUGCCAGCAGCAUCAUCCAUGGUGUCCAGGAGAAUGGAUUCUCUACUACAAACAAAGUGGCUCCACCUGUGUUGGAGAAGCCAAAACGCAGUGCAACACCUCGAGGAAUAGAAGAUGUACGACCGAGUGUGGAGAGCCUGCUGGAUGAGCUGGAAAGUUCUGUGCCAACACCCAUACCGACACCUUUAUUGGUGACAGAUGAUCAAACUGAAGGACAAGUGGAAGCCCUAGCACCACAGCAUGCCAGAAUGUCUGCUUCCUCGGCUACACGGGAGCUAGAUGAGCUCAUGGCCUCCCUGUCUGACUUCAAAGUCCAAAGCAAUCCUGGGUCUCAGUUGUCUAUAAAUCAGGAGGCAAGAGACCCUUCAUUAAUAGAUGGCUCUUCAUUCAUCCAACAAGAAACUGCCACUUCCACAAAUCUUGUUAGUCCAGUUGAUGUUCUUCUGCCCUCUCAUUGUUCUACACCACCCUGCACUUCUCUUCCACUUGAACUCCACAUAGAUGAAAAUGAUUAUUCUGGUCUUAACACCAUUCCUACAUCUUCAGCUGUAGUGAUCACAUCAUCGAAAAGUCCUCAGUACUCUGAGAACCAACCAAAGAUUGAUGGUGGCAGUGUUGCUUUUGAGAUCUAUCAUGUUGAGAGCAUCAGUGUGUCUGCCACCUUGAAGCCCCUUAAUCAAACAAAAGUCAAUAUUCCCACACAUAUGACAGUCACAAAAGUAUCAAGUCCAUUUAUAAGUAGCUUAGGUACAAUUACAAAUGACAGAGGUUCCAGCCCAGUAUCUGUAACCAGAAGCCCAAGUCAAGGGGUGGUUUCCAAGAGCCCUAGUCCUGAUUCUCUAUGCAAAACCACCAGUCCAGUUCUGACAGCUAAAUAUUCUACUCCAUCUUACAUUAAAUGCUCAAGUCUAAGCCAGACUCAUACGAAUGCAAGCCCAGUCCCAAAAAGCUACAAUCCAGUAGCGAUUGGUCAUGCUCCAGAAGCAACUACAAAUACUAAUAGUGCCAUUCAAACAACUAGAGAAAAGGCACCAGCACCUGGGACUGCACGAACAAGUUGUAUGCUUUCAAGCCCGGUUUCAAAGAGUUCAAGGCCUGUGACAAUCCAAGCUAUUUCCAUCCCUGAAAGUGCUUCUACUCAAAUUGUUCCAAAGUGUGCUAGUCCUGUGACAGUUACAAGACUUUCAAGUACAGUGCCAAUGAUCCAGAGCCCUGUCACAAUGCCAAAUACGUCUAGUUCUUCAACUGUCUGUAAGAAUUCUAGUCCAGAAAUGGCCCAAAAGGAUGCUUGCCCAGUAAUACUUGCAAUACCAGCAAUGAUUUUAAAUGGUGAAACAUCAGUUCUUCAGAGUCCUGCUGCAGUCAUGAGAAAAACAAACUCAACUAGUCCCACAGCUUCACCAGUUAAUCUUGCUCUUGCAUCAACACAUAGACCCACUCCUCCUCAGGAAAAGCAGGGAGGGGAAGUUCUGGAUUUAACCUGGCCAUGCCGGGAGCCUUUAUUGGAUGAAGCCUUAAGCAAACUUUUAUACUAUACUCAACCAUUGCAUGUAGGGCAGCACGCUGGAGAACAGCAGCUACCUGCUUCCAUUAUGUCUGGAUAUGAGGAGAGAUCUUGGCAGGAGGAGGAUGGAAUUUACCCCGAGCUAAGCCAAGAGAGAAGCUUGACACCGAUGACUGAGUCCAGCUGGAUGGACGAGUGUCUCACUCCUUCCACCUGCCCUGGGACCCCAGAUGCAACGCUGGAUCUACCCAUUCAGCAGCCCUCUGCUGUCGAGCGGCUAUCUGCCUGUGGCCAACUCAAGUCGGUUAUUCGGCGCACCAAAGAAACCUCCAAUGUGCACCCAAUGUACAGAGAGGGCCUGUUGCGUCGUAAAAUGGGGCCGAUCAUUGUCAAUAAGAGCAACUCACAAGAUCGACUCAUCGAGGAAUUGCAGGGGAAACUGGGAAUUGGGCAAGUUGAGCGCCGGCGUAAACAGCAGCCAGGUGACUGGCUAACAGAAGGAGUUAUCGUCAUGUCCAAUCCACAGCGGUCACGUGAAGAAGGUGCACCACCAUCUGUGGAUAAGAUCCAGUCCCAGGGAAAGACUUCUCCCAUCAGCCCCCCAAAACCAGCCAACAAACUGGACAACAUGCUGGGAAGCCUGCAGUCAGACCUCAACAGGCUCGGAGUCCAGACUCUGGCGAAGGGAGUCUGUGGUGCCUGUAAGAAACCCAUCGUCGGACAGGUGGUAACAGCCAUGGGAAGGACGUGGCACCCUGAGCACUUUGUGUGCACUCAUUGCCAGGAGGAGAUCGGCUCCAGGAAUUUCUUUGAGCGUGAGGGACUGCCUUACUGUGAGAAAGACUACCACAGCCUGUUUUCCCCACGAUGCCACUACUGUAAUGGACCCAUACUGGAUAAAGUUGUGACUGCUUUAGACAAGACUUGGCAUCCAGAGCACUUCUUCUGUGCCCAGUGUGGAGCCUUCUUUGGACCAGAAGGUUUCCAUGAAAAAGAUGGUAAAGCAUACUGCAGAAAGGACUACUUUGACAUGUUUGCCCCUAAAUGUGGCGGCUGUGCUCGCGCCAUCCUGGAGAACUACAUCUCGGCUCUCAACUCUCUUUGGCACCCAGAAUGCUUCGUCUGCAGGGAGUGCUUCACACCUUUCAUAAACGGCAGCUUCUUUGAGCAUGACGGCCAGCCAUACUGCGAAUCACACUACCACGAGCGCCGCGGCUCCCUGUGCUCCGGCUGCCAGAAGCCAAUCACAGGCCGCUGCAUCACAGCCAUGGGCAAGAAGUUCCACCCAGAGCACUUUGUGUGUGCCUUCUGCCUCAAACAGCUGAACAAGGGAACCUUCAAGGAGCAGAACGACAAGCCCUACUGCCACGGCUGCUUCGUGAAACUCUUCAGUUAGAUGCCGCGAGCGUACGCAUGGGUUCAUGAGUCACAAUGUGCAUGCGGACACGUGUUUUCUCACCUGUCCGGUAUGCAUGUGUUUUAUGACGUGAGACUGAGAGUCCCUAUUGGUGAUGGUUUCUCUGCCUUUCGACUUUUGACACUGAAGGGACUUUUCUGGCUGGACAACCUCUCAGGCUUGUCUUUUACACUUUCGCUUAAGAUGAUAUUAACAAAGCCCAAAGAGAUUUUUUUUUCUUCUCAUGUGUAGCAAAGUAAAGUUGCUUUGAUCCUUUGUGUGUGGGCAGUGUUAACUCCCAACCAAACUGCAGGUUAAGAACUUGCACCCUGUGACCAGCCGAGGUUUAAAUAAGAUUCUUGAGUGAUUGCUGCUUUAAUUGCAUGGACUGUGGAAGCUCCGUUUAAGCUGUUUUGAAAAAUGUUGAGUGUUAGAUAUUUAGUGCUUGUCUGAUAAUCAAUAAAAAUAGAUGUAUUUUUGUAGAUUUGGAUAUUACUGAGGUGCCAUCGAAAAGAACACCACCAACAAAAAAAAAACAAAACAAAUCAUGCAUUCAGACACAGUGAAUUUGUCACUUCUUUACAGUGCUAUGUCAAACAGUUUGCACACAUUUCUCAGUGAGACCAUCUAAGGUGCAUUUUACAGGCUAGUGUGGUCAAGAUAUUUUUAGUUCCUAUUUUUCUACUAUUUUCUUAUGUGAAUAUGUCCAGAGGUGAAUGCGCUCCAUCAGUUACUGUAUUGAUAUUGAAACAUUACUCUGAUUUCUCCAGCAGUACUUUCACAGCUGGUCAUCACUUUUAUACCACAGAUCCUGCUUUCAAACAGGGAAGAAACAAUACACACAGAUCUCACUUACCCGUGCAGCACCUCGUUUCCUUUAUUCCUACUACGUAGUGUCAUUUGCAUAAAUAUUCAAUUAAACAAAAAACUGCAACUGAUAACAGAAAGUAGGCCACUGAGAAUAAUAUAUGCACUAACAUAAGAAUUAUUUCAGGUGGUUUGUUUGUUUUUCAAAACAUGCCAAAACAAUUCUCUUCAGCCCCGUUUGAAAGAGAUUUUAUACUGCUGUAUCCACGCACAUUCACAACACAGAACUAACUCAGAGAAAUUCUGUUGAGAAUGAGUUGUGGUGCAUUUUACAUUUUUCCAUAUUUUACUACUGUUGCAAAAGUAUCACUGUAUAAAUAGAGUAGGAUCAUUUUCCCUCAUGUCAGCUGAAUCAGGAUUUUAUUUUAGCUAUAAAUGAAAUAAAAGCCCUUUAACGUCAUAUGUUAUAUGCCAACAUGUAAAGUAGACACAUACUACACUGUGAAACCUAAGAAGUCAAACUCGAAAAGUUUGAGUAAUCUGAGGCAUCAAUAAUCAUUUUAAGUGAAAUAUACUUAGUGAUUAGUAUGGAAUGUGCUUAAUGUUUGUGCCUCACAUUGCCACAUCAACUAUACUAUAGAAAUACCGAUUGGCAACCACCCAAGGAAAUCACUGGUCCAUCUGCUCAUCUCCAAACUAAGCAUGUAUCUGCAGCAGCCAGGUGAAAUGUGGGCGUCCCUUUGGGAUCUUUCAAUUACUGGGGCUGUCAACACUGAGGCACCUGCACAAUGGCUCAGACCCAAAGAAAUGCCCCACGUGGACAGAUUGUUGAGUGAUAUUUCCUCAUGUGAUACUCCUUUCUCUUUGGAAGUGGGAGGAAGCCAGAAAACCUUAGGGAACCCACGUAAACACAGGGAGAACAUGCAAACGCCACACAGAAAAGCCCCAGGUGGGACACAAACCCACAACCUUCUUACUGUGUGAGUAUACCUCCUAACUUGGGAGGUAUAUUCACACAGUAAGAGUUCUUUAUCAGGUGAGUUGUAUUAUAGGAGAAAAGGCAAUGGAAGAAAUCUUUUUUAGAGAUGAGCACUGCUAACUGUGGCUUAGUGACAGGUUGAAGAAGAAGUUCUUAUUUAACGUGGGUAAAAAAAAAAAAAAGUUAAGUGAUUUAAGGUUGUGGGGGCAAGGGAGGUGGCCAAGUGAAGCGUCUGAUGCAGAUGGAAAAGCGCUAUAUGAAUACAGUCUAUUUAUUUGCCAUUUACACUACGGAAGGUUCCCAGUUCAAGGCCACCCCUGCCCAUUAUCCAUGUAAUAUGGAGUUGUGUCAGGGAGACAGUCUGGUAUAAAACUUGUGCCAAAUCAUCAUGCAGAUUCACCUCAGAUCUGCUGUGGCGUGAAUAACAAGGGAGAGGCCAAAGUUGAGGUUGUUAGUUUCUUUAAAAAAAAAAAAAAAAAAAAAAAAAA